This is a messenger RNA of Saprolegnia diclina VS20, 2076 nucleotides long. RefSeq lists its product as hypothetical. The transcript has 7 exons. Gene Ontology annotation, biological process: proteolysis. Lineage: Eukaryota; Oomycota; Saprolegniomycetes; Saprolegniales; Saprolegniaceae. The coding region runs from base 1 to 2076 and encodes 691 amino acids. Gene Ontology annotation, molecular function: serine-type endopeptidase activity. The record is from RefSeq and is a predicted model, not a curated record.
AUGCUCCACCAAGUACGCCGGUGGCUCCCACGCGCACUGCGGCCGCGGCUCUUGGCCUCGACGUCCCAUGCGUGGCUCCGCGAUCCGACGAGCAAGAAGCUAGCUCAAUUCAUAAAGGCAGAAGAGGCCAUCUGGAAGAAGGCGAGCCAGCCCCACCGCAAGUUCCAGCGCGCGCUGUACCUCGAGAUGCGCGGACGGCUCAACUUGGGCGAGAUGGAGCACUCGAUACCUGAGCAGAUUGGCGCCUAUGCGUACUAUCUCAAGCACCUUCCACGGUCCAACUACCCGAUUUACUACCGGCAGCACCUCGGGACGUGCGUCGAGGAGGUGCUUCUGGACCCGAACGUUCUCGACUGCGGUCAAGUGACCGUCUUUAAAGUCUCACCGGACGGCAAGUACCUCGCGUAUACGGCCGAUCGCGACGGCAACGAGCAGUUUGAAGCGUUCGUCAAGAACGUCACGACAGGCCAAACUCGGCGUGUGCAUGGCAACGUGCGCAGUAUCGAAUGGGGCACGGCCAACUGCUUGUACUACACGGUGCCCGACGCCUACUACCGCCCGCACCACGUGUAUCGCCACGCCCUCUCGGGAACGUCCCAGGACGAGCUGAUCUAUGUCGAGCACGACCCGAGCGUCUUCUUGGACGUGGUGCUCACCAAGGAUCAACAGUUCGUUUUGAUCAACGCCAACUCCAAGCAGUCGUCCGAGGUCCACGCGCUCGAUGCGUCCGACAGGACUGCCCGGCCGAUCACGCUGCGUGCUCGCCAGGACCACACGCACUACUUUGCCGACCACUCGGACGGCGCCUUUUACAUUGUCACCAACGCCGACAACGCCGCCAACUACAAGAUCGUGCGGCUCGACGACACAGCCAUUGGCACUGGCACGUGGGUGGACGUGCUGCCCGACCUUCCAGGUGUCAAAAUCGAUGACAUGGACCUCUUUGCAGAGUACCUUGUGCUCUACGAACGGUGCGACGGGCUACCGCGCGUUCGCAUUUGCCCGCUCGCCGAGCCAAGUGCGUACCACAUUGUGCCGCUGCCCAAGGAGCACGCAGUGUGCUCGCUCAUGGCCGGCAUCAACCGCGACUUUCACGCGUCCAGUGUCCGGUUUUCCUUGUCGACACCGCUCGUGCCCGAGAUCGUCUACCACUACGACAUGGCGGCCCGGCAACUCGAUGCGCUCAAGGAGACGCAUGCGCCGUUUGAGCGCCAAUCGUAUGUCUGCCGACGCGUGCUUGUCGACCAAAGCGACGGCCCCUCCGUUCCGAUGACGCUCGUGCAUCACAAAGAUGUGGUAUACGACGGCAACAACCCGACCCUGCUCCUGGGCUAUGGCGCCUACGGUGCCAACCUCGAGCUUGGGUACGAAGUCGAGCACCUGAGUUUGCUCGAGCGCAACUGGGUCCUCGCCUUUGCCCAUGUCCGCGGCGGCGGCGAGCUCGGUCUCCAGUGGCACGCCAACGGGCGACAGCUCGCCAAGAAGAAUACGUUCAUCGACUACCAUGCAUGCGCCACGUACCUCUUGACGCACGGGAUCACUUCGUCAGCCAAGCUCGCGGGCAAAGGCACGUCGGCCGGUGGCCUCAUCAUGGGGUACAUGGCGAACGAAUACCCGACCCUCUUCCGCGCCCUCGUGCUCAAUGUACCCUUUGUGGAUAUUCUCGACACGAUGCUCGACGAGUCGCUGCCGCUGACGAUCCACGAGUACGACGAGUGGGGCUGUCCGAAGGACUUGGUCGUCCGAGACUACAUGCGCUCGUAUGCGCCAACGAACAACGUCCAGCGCCACACGACAUACCCGCGCAUGCUCCUGACCUCUUCGAUGAACGAUAUGCGCGUGCAGUACUGGGAGCCCAUCAAGCUCGUGCACGCGAUUCGGGCCAAGAACACGGCGACGCCGACAGACCACAUUUGGCUCCGCGUCAGCGAAGACGGCGGUCAUUUUGGCGGCGGCGGGCGCCUCGACCAGCUUCAAUCCGCGGCCUUUGAGCAAGUCUUCCUGCACGCAGCGCUUGGGUUGUUGCACGAGACCACAGCCGUCGACGCCAAGAAGAAGAAGAAGAAGGGCGUGUAG